This is a messenger RNA of Gracilinanus agilis (Agile Gracile Mouse Opossum), 426 nucleotides long. RefSeq names its product ripply transcriptional repressor 2 (gene RIPPLY2). The coding region runs from base 1 to 426 and encodes 141 amino acids. NCBI's taxonomy places the organism in Eukaryota, Metazoa, Chordata, Mammalia, Didelphimorphia, Didelphidae. Gene Ontology annotation, cellular component: nucleus. Gene Ontology annotation, biological process: negative regulation of transcription by RNA polymerase II; embryonic pattern specification. The record is from RefSeq and is a predicted model, not a curated record. The transcript has 4 exons.
AUGGAGAGCUUGGAGAGCUUGGAGAGCUCGGAGCCCCGACCUGAGUGGACCAACUGCUGCCGCUUGCUUCCGGAAACCCCCGCUUCUCCGACCCCGAGCCCCAGGAACGACAGCUCUGGGUCGCAAGCUUUUUGGAGACCUUGGCUUGGCACCCCUAGAAAAGAAGAGGAGAAAAUGCAGCCCAACCAAAGGGAUACGGUGUGCGAUGUGCCUGGGAUGACAGAAUCCUCUGGAAAACUUUCCCAAUAUAAACAUCCAGUCAGACUAUUUUGGCCCAAAUCAAAAUGUUAUGAUUUCUUAUAUCAAGAAGCAGAAUCUCUUCUGAAAAAUUUUCCAAUUCAAGCUACAAUUUCAUUUUAUGAAGAUUCUGAUAGUGAAGAUGAGGAGGAGGAGCUGAUUCAGGAUUCAGGAACUGAAUUGGAUUGA